Amphibalanus amphitrite is the source of this 523-nucleotide messenger RNA. RefSeq names its product larval cuticle protein 65Ag1-like. The transcript has 2 exons. Bases 52 to 414 code for a protein of 120 amino acids. The record is from RefSeq and is a predicted model, not a curated record. Gene Ontology annotation, molecular function: structural constituent of chitin-based larval cuticle. Lineage: Eukaryota; Metazoa; Arthropoda; Thecostraca; Balanomorpha; Balanidae. Gene Ontology annotation, cellular component: chitin-based extracellular matrix.
CCCGCUCAGCCCGACCGUCUCACAUCUCGCACACAGACCAACUCAGCAGACAUGAAGACGAUCGUGUUUGCCGCCCUCUUGGCCGUGGCUGUGGCCAUUCCCCAGCAGGGUGCCCGCAUCAUCAGCCAGAGGUUCGACAUGGACCAGCAGGGCAACUACGAGUACGGCUACCAGCAGGACGACGGCACGGCCGCCGAACAGGUGGGCCGCGUGCAGCGGGGCCCCGAGCCAGAGACGGGCUCCCUCACCCAGCAGGGCAGCUACACCUACGUCGGCGACGACGGCGUCACCUACACGGUGGCGUACAUCGCCGACCAGGGUGGCUUCCAGCCGCAGGCGUCCCACCUGCCCGUGGCGCCGGCUCAGCUCCCCGAGUACGACCAGCUCAGGCAGCAGUACCCCCAGCUCUUCUAAACUGUGGACAACUGUGUUCAAUGCUUUCAACGAAUGCCAUGCAUGACUUACUGUGAUCUGAACUACCGUGCCAAGACCGUUUUACAUAAUACAUGUAAGUAAACACGAU